CCCCCUUGGAUAAGUGCUCUGUUUCCCCGCCUCCCCCAGUGGGGGGGGGGCACCACUUUUUUUCUCCAGGCCUCCCCAAAUCAGGCCGGUGAGGGUGUUCAGAGGCGGCAGCUAAGCCCGCUUGCCCACAGUGGGAGGCGAGGGUGAGCCCCAUUUGCUGGGGCAGGAGAUGAGACCCAGAGAGGGCAGGGGGCUUGGGCACGGUCACAACCAGCGAGCGGGGCCAAGGUUUGUCCCAGGUCUGUGCGGCUCUAGGGUUCGUGCUGCCAGCAUGAGGAGGUGGGCAGGCAGCGGCCCAUGUGGGAGCCUCGGCCCUCGAGGUGCGGGGUGAGGGGUUGGGGGUAGAGAGGAGGCCAGAGAGCCGUGACACCCAGUGGUACAUUUGGACUUCAGGGCUGGGUCUGUCAGAGAGGGUCCCGGGGGAGGGCCCCCAGCCGCUCUGGCCCUAUGACUUGGGCCAUGCCCGAUGUGGGCAGACGGUAGGGCGGGGGUACCCCCCCAGAGCCAGGGGUCCCUGGUCGACCUAAGACAGUGGCCCAUCCACGCGUGCCCACCGGCCCACGGCUCAGAGGGGUAAAUAAUUGAAGGGCAGGUCACACGAACCUGCCCGCGUCACGGGAUGCCUUCCGCCGGGUCUGGUUACGCCCCAGAUCGCAUUCUGACAUCCCUGGCUGGUGAAUAAUUAAGCUGCCACCUCCUCCCUGGCCACCACCACCGGCAGGCCCUCCGUCUCCAGGUCCCACUCUGCAGCUUUCUUUGCUCCCUCAAAGUGGUGGGCACUAUAAGGGACCGACCCCCCGCGCUUCCGGCCCUGCCAGCACCUCUGGCCUCCUGCCCAGCAGCCGACUUGCAGCCCACUCCAUGGCCCCCGAGAUGGACCAGGUCUACAGGUCCACCAUGGCCAUCUACAAGAGCAUCAUGGAGCAGUUUAACCCCGCCCUGCAGAACCUGGUGUACCUCGGAAACAAUUACCUGCGGGCCUUCCAUGCUCUGUCCAAGGCAGCUGAGGUGUACUUCAACGCCAUCCAGAAGAUCGGGGAGCAGGCCCUGCAGAGCUCCACCUCGCAGAUUCUGGGGGAGAUCCUGGUGCAGAUGUCGGACACGCAGCGGCACUUGAACUCGGACUUGGAGGUGGUGGUGCAGACAUUCCAUGGAGAUCUGCUACAGCACAUGGAGAAGAACACGAAGCUGGACAUGCAGUUCAUCAAAGACAGCCGCCAGCACUAUGAGAUGGAGUACCACCAUCGAUCCGCCAACCUGGAGAAGUGCAUGUCUGAGCUGUGGCGCAUGGAACGCAAGAGGGACAAGAAUGUGCGGGAGAUGAAGGAGAGUGUGAACCGGCUACACGCACAGAUGCAGGCCUUUGUGUCCGAGAGUCAGCGGGCAGCUGAACUGGAAGAGAAGCGGCGCUAUCGUUUCCUGGCUGAGAAGCACCUGCUGCUUUCCAACACCUUCCUGCAGUUUUUUGGCCGGGUGAGCUGGGGCUGGGGGACAGCUUACAGGGCCUUCCUAGGGUCUGUGCUCUCUCCCCAGAGGCCCCUGGCGGAGUUCAGCGACCCCCGCAGCCGGCACGGCUCCGAGCCCGGCGAGGCGAGGUCCCCGUCGCAGCUGGAGCCAGACCGCCGGUCGCUGCCCCGGACACCGUCCGCCUCCUCGCUCUACGCCAGCGGCAGCCCGCGCUCGCGCUCCAACUCCUUCGGCGAGCGGCCGGGCGGCGGGGGCGGCGGGGGCGCCCGGAGAGUCCGCGCCCUCGUCUCGCACUCGGAGGGCGCCAACCACACGCUGCUGCGCUUCUCGGCCGGGGACGUCGUGGAGGUGCUGGUGCCCGAGGCCCAGAACGGUUGGCUCUACGGCAAGCUGGAGGGCUCAUGCGUGAGCGGCUGGUUCCCCGAGGCCUACGUGAAGCCUUUGGAGGAGGUGCCUGUGAGGCGCCCCUUGAGCCCAGUGACCUCCAUGAACCCGAUGAGCCCUAUGAAUGAGUUACCUUCCAGAUCCUACCCGCUCCGGGGCAGCCACAGCCUCAAUGACCUCCUGGAGCGGCCGGCCAACUCUACAGCACCCUCAGAGUACUGGGACGGCCAGUUCCGCUCCCGAACCCCGAGCCGCGGCCCAAGCCGCGCCCCCAGCCCCGCACCUACAGCCUUGCCUGACAGCUGCCAAAGCAGCAUGGGCAGCCCGGGGGUGGCCAGUGAUGUCAAGAGACUUACGUCCUGGGAGCAGCACCCUCCAGAGCUCUUCCCUCGGGGCACAAACCCCUUUGCCACGGUAAAGCUGCGUCCCACCAUCACCAACGACCGCUCGGCGCCCCUCAUCCGCUGAGGUGUCUGAGGUCGUCCCCCCACACCUGCCCAGGGGCUGCCCAGAGCUGGCGGCGGCCGCAGCAGCAGUGGAUCCGCGAAGCCGGGGUCCGGAUACUGGGGGUGGCUGCCCUGCCCCAAACGCGCCUCCCGCAGCUUGAGCAGCUCCAAGGGGACUGGCCUGGGGUCUGGGACCUUCAAAAUAAAGCAGGCAGAAUUGGGGGACAGGACCAUUUCUUCUUCCUCCAAGGGCCCCAGGACUCUCCCUGGGGGCCUGCCUCGUGCACCCCAACCCCCUUCCCCUUCUCUGCCCCAGCAGGGAGGAGCCCCUGCGCACCCCCCACCCCACCCCGCAUAUGUCCUCCUGUUUAACUUUUGUAAACGGUGAGAAAUAAAGCAAGUG
Molecule: messenger RNA, 2700 nt
Organism: Leptonychotes weddellii (Weddell seal)
Lineage: Eukaryota; Metazoa; Chordata; Mammalia; Carnivora; Phocidae
Source: RefSeq, a predicted model, not a curated record